Molecule: messenger RNA, 566 nt
Organism: Cladocopium goreaui
Lineage: Eukaryota; Dinophyceae; Suessiales; Symbiodiniaceae
Source: the annotation of a GenBank genome assembly
CUCGUUUUGGCACAAACAUACUUGGCCAAAAAUCAUGGAUGAUGGUGGGCAUGCCUAUGCAAUACGAGAGGGCUUUCGCAUCAAUUGGAUGAACAUGCGUGAUGCAGCCACUGGGCAAGUUAUGUGGGAAAGUGGCGAAUGGGAUUGUGGACAAGAUGAAAUGGAGGCACAGAUACCAUGUGAAAUUUUGAGAUGCAAACAGAUAUCUCGUGAACUCAACUUUUCAUCCCUGGAAGUGCUGACCAGUUUGCGAUUGGUACAAUCGGUGAUUUUCAAAGGCGAACCUUUGGAAGAAUGGAAUUUCCAUUUUGGCUUCGUCAUACCGAAUUCGACAAACACUUGGCAGCAGACCAUUGAGGCUGCUGAAGAGGAAGAAAUGCUGCCGGCCGAAUUACUGUCUGGCAAUGUAGUGAUUGAGACCACAUUCUUUGAUGGGGACUAUCCCAUCAUGACCCAAAGGGUACGAAUAUGGUAUGUGUGAACUGCAACUGUUUAUAUCAUAUGGACUGUGAGUCUAUGAGUGAUGGAAAUCACCCAGCAACAUGGUCGGCGAACGGAAAUUCAAA